AGAGAAAAAAAGAAAAACGGAGGAGAAAGCUAGAGCUGAACAGCCUUGACUUUGAGUUGGAGCCUGCUGGGUUUGGAGAUGGACUUGUCAUCAAACUGGAGUGCUCCUCCCUGAUUCCCACAAUUUUUUUCCGUUUCUUUUUUCGUUUUUUAAAAUAUAAAGUUACACCAAGAACAUCUUUCAACAUCAACAUAUUGACGACCAAACCAAAACCAAACCUCCUCUUCUUUCUCCUCCCUGUUUCUUGAAGCAAUUUAGCCCUUUCUCUCUCCCUCCACCCUGUAAACCCCAAAUUUAAAAUUCCUUAGUAAAGGCUCAAAACCCAACUCGAAGGAUAGAUCUAUCAACAACUACCUUAUUCUAAUGACGUCCCAACUAUCUGUAUUAGCUUUCAAUUAAAAGUAAGGUCCUUCAUUGGGUCUCUUCGUCUUUGGGGCUUUUCUUUAGGUUCUUUGAAAUCUUGGAUUCGCUCUGGUGAAAACAUAUAGAGGAGGAGGGUGUGAGAGAGAGAGAGAAUACAAAAGAAAAUGAGAAACUGGAGUUGGGUUUUUGUUCUACUUGUUUGUUCUGCUUCUGUGCUGAGGAUUGGUGCUGUGGAGCUUGGCCGUGGUCAUCAAACCGAGCGAAUUUCAGGUAGUGCUGGUGAUGUCUUGGAAGAUGAUCCAGUGGGAAGGUUGAAAGUUUUUGUUUAUGAGCUUCCUAGCAAAUACAACAAAAAGAUUCUGCAGAAGGACCCCAGAUGCCUUACCCACAUGUUUGCUGCCGAGAUCUUUAUGCAUCGGUUCCUCUUAUCAAGCCCUGUUCGAACGCUCAAUCCUGACGAAGCUGAUUGGUUCUAUACUCCUGUAUACACCACUUGUGACCUGACACCAAAUGGCCUCCCUCUACCCUUCAAAUCUCCACGAAUGAUGAGGAGUGCAAUACAACUUAUUUCUUCUAAUUGGCCUUAUUGGAAUAGGACAGAAGGGGCUGAUCACUUCUUCAUAGUGCCACAUGAUUUUGGGGCAUGCUUUCACUAUCAAGAAGAAAAAGCUAUUGAGAGAGGGAUUCUUCAUUUGCUUCAGCGUGCUACCUUGGUUCAGACUUUUGGACAACGGAAUCAUGUUUGCUUGAAGGAUGGCUCAAUCACAAUUCCCCCUUAUGCUCCUCCACAGAAGAUGCAAGCCCAUUUGAUCCCUCCAAAUACUCCUCGGUCCAUCUUUGUUUACUUCCGAGGUUUGUUUUAUGACGUGGGAAACGACCCAGAAGGUGGUUAUUAUGCAAGAGGGGCACGAGCGUCAGUGUGGGAGAACUUUAAGGACAAUCCACUUUUCGACAUCUCCACAGAGCAUCCAACAACUUACUACGAAGAUAUGCAACGAGCUAUAUUUUGUUUGUGCCCACUUGGUUGGGCUCCAUGGAGUCCAAGAUUGGUUGAAGCGGUGGUAUUUGGGUGCAUCCCUGUUAUAAUAGCCGACGACAUUGUUCUACCAUUUGCUGAUGCUAUCCCAUGGGAAGAAAUCGGGGUGUUUGUGGACGAAAAAGAUGUUCCCAAUCUAGACACCAUUCUCACAUCAAUUCCACCAGAAGUUAUAUUAAGGAAGCAGAGAUUGCUUGGCAACCCUUCAAUGAAACAGGCAAUGUUGUUCCCACAACCAGCUCAGCCAGGGGAUACUUUCCAUCAAAUUUUGAAUGGACUUGCACGUAAGUUGCCGCAUGACGGCCGUGUUUUCUUGAAGCAAGGUGAGAAAAUGUUAAACUGGACAGCAGGCCCCGUGGGGGACCUGAAACCUUGGUAGCUGUUGUGCAUUUGUCCAUUCAUUCUUGCCUACAAAUCUUGCUGCUGUGAUCAAGGUGCCAAAUUUUACACCCAAAAUGUUGUAUUAGAUUAAAAUCUUCAUAUAUAUUUUUUAUUUUUAUUUUUUUGAUGAACAUGGGGGACCGUGUUGUAGUCUGAUUCAGGGGUUGUAGUUUGAUCUCAAGUUCUUGAUAAUUGGUCCAUUAGUUAUUGUAAGAUCCACCUGUACGGGCAUGAAGCAAUUUUUUAAGCAAAAUAAUUACUGUA
This is a messenger RNA of Cornus florida, 2044 nucleotides long. Its product is annotated as probable beta-1,4-xylosyltransferase IRX10L. Gene Ontology annotation, biological process: glucuronoxylan biosynthetic process; plant-type secondary cell wall biogenesis. The record is from RefSeq and is a predicted model, not a curated record. The transcript has 4 exons. The coding region runs from base 528 to 1778 and encodes 416 amino acids. NCBI's taxonomy places the organism in Eukaryota, Viridiplantae, Streptophyta, Magnoliopsida, Cornales, Cornaceae. Gene Ontology annotation, molecular function: glycosyltransferase activity.